AUGAGAUAUAAAAAGAAAGUCCAGACAUGUGUAUUCAGAAGUACAGAUGUUGCCAUCAUCACUCUAAUGUCCAGACACAACAGCACACAUGUGCCCCAUUUAGAACCACACUUUCUCCUUAAUGUUGAAUGUGUUGCUUGUCGUGUCUUGGUUGGACCAUCCUGGCUUCUAUGUCUAUUUGUACGUCCAGCAGCUGUCUAUGUGAUGCCCGACAGUCCCCAUAAUGCUCACCUUAGAGCCUGUUCAAUAGCUCCAUGCAGCUUACAGAACCUAAUCUUGCUCCCGUCCACUACAGGAGGUACCUCCUACCUGAACCUCGCCUUCGCCGUUCUCUUCACGCUGGAGAUGGUGAUCAAGUGGGUUGCCUUUGGUUUCGUCAAGUACUUCACCUCUGUCUGGACACUCCUAGACUGCUUCAUUGUCAUGGUGUCACUCUGCAGUCUCUUUGUGGAGCAAGAUAACCUCAUUGCUCUUAGGAGUCUUCGGACACUACGAGCACUGAGGCCCCUUCGGGCUAUCUCACGUUGGGAGGGGAUGAAGAUUGUGGUGAAUGCACUUAUGUAUGCCAUCCCGUCCAUCUUCAAUGUGUUGCUUGUGUGCCUCGUCUUCUGGCUUAUUUUCUCCAUCAUGGGCGUGCAGAUGUUUGGGGGGAAGUUUUACAAGUGUAUUGAUCCUGUUGAUAGAAAAAUCCUCCCAGUUAAGAUUGUAAACAAUCGAAGUGAUUGUGAAAGGCUAAACUACAACUGGACCAAUAGCAAAAUAAAUUUUGAUCAUGUGGGUUAUGCCUAUUUAGCCCUGUUUCAAGUGGCAACCUUUGAGGGCUGGAUGGAGGUUAUGGCGGAUGCAGUUGAUUGCCGUGGACUUGACAUGCAGCCAGAGAGAGAAGCCAACAUUUAUGCCUACAUUUACUUUGUGAUCUUCAUUGUGUGCGGUUCCUUCUUCACACUCAACCUCUUCAUUGGUGUGAUCAUCGACAAUUUCAAUGCGCUGAAGAAGAAGUAUGAGGGCGGAGUGUUGGAGAUGUUCUUAACGGACUCACAGAAGAAUUACUACACGGCAAUGAAGAAACUUGGCCGCAAAAAGCCGCAGAAAGUCAUCAGAAGGCCAAAGCAUCCAUACCAUGCCAUCUUCUAUGAUAUUGCUGUGUCUAGAAGAUUUGAGAUCUCCAUUUUUGUGCUGAUCUUCUUAAACAUGGUGACAAUGGCCAUUGAGCACUACAACCAGUCUCGGACAGUCGACUUCAUACUUGAUGUCUUCAAUGCACUCUUUACAACAAUCUUUGGAUUAGAAGCCAUAGUCAAGAUCAUUGGUCUGCGCCAUCACUACUUCACGGUACCUUGGAACCUGUUUGACUUUAUCCUGGUGUUUGCCUCCAUCAUGGGCAUACUCCUCCAUGAUGUCCUCACUGACUUCCCCAUCAGCCCAACACUUCUCAGGGUAGUCCGCGUCUUCAGGAUCGGACGCAUUCUACGUCUUAUCAAGGCUGCAAAGGGGAUAAGGAAGUUGCUGUUUGCCCUAAUAGUGUCGCUACCGGCACUGUUCAAUAUCGGUGCAUUGCUAUUUCUCAUCACCUUCAUCUACGCAAUCAGAAUGGCGGUGUUUGGUCACGUGCAGCGGAAGGGUGCUUUAGAUGAUCUGGUCAACUUUGAGACUUUCGGCAGCAGUAUGAUGCUUCUCUUCAGACUGAUCACUUCUGCUGGCUGGAAUGACGUCCUGGACCCUCUCAUGGCUCAACCUCCGGACUGCGACGUCACUUAUAUGAACCAGCCCAAUGGCAACUGUGGCCACCCUGUGAUCGCCAUUGUCUUCUUUGUGUCGUUCAUCAUCAUCAAUUUUAUGAUUGUGAUUAACAUGUACAUUGCUGUUAUUUUGGAAAACUUUAACCAAGCACAUAAGGAGGAGGAGAUUGGCAUUGUGGAAGAUGACUUGGAGAUGUUUUAUGUUAGAUGGUCCAAGUAUGACCCACAUGCUACACAGUUCAUCAAUUUUUCACAACUCUCCGACUUCAUCUCCAGCCUUGAUGCUCUUGGCAUCCCUAAGCCAAACACUGUUGCCCUUGUGUCCUUUGACCUGCCUAUAGCCAAAGGGGACAAAAUCCACUGCCUGGACAUCCUCCACGCCCUCACCAAGCAUGCUGGGCAUGUAGAGGAGACUGAGGAGUUCAGAGAGUGACUCAAGAUGCAGAUGGAAGAGAAGUUCAAGAAGCAGUUCCCAACUCGCAAGGAGCUUGAGAUCGUAUCCUCCACGCGUCGCUGGAAGAAGAUGGACUCAGCUGCCAAGACCAUCCAGAUGGCCUGGCGGGCCUUCCUCAAAGCAAAAAGAGCGAGACUAGAAGCGACAGGAAACCCUUCUCAGGGAAAGACCAAGGAGGGGAACGAGAUGCAGCUCCAGAGCCUGGAAUAACUCUGCCUUCCCACAGUAGCGUAAAUUUGUGAAUGUUGACUACUUGCUGUUUUUUGGCCACUGUACCGUAUCCAUAUAUAUUUUUUGGCAGCUCAUGAUUAAGUUUCUCCUGGGCUCCAAUUAGAGGCUGAUGAUGGGGUGUCAGAUGAUGGUCAUAGAGUCAUUACUUCUUUUCUAUAUAAUUUGUUGUGGCUUUGGGGUAUAAUGAGAUCUAAGUAGAGCACAUCUGACUCCUCUAAAUGGACCCAAUCAAUUUAAAUCACAGGCUGAAAAUUAGCCAUAACACUAAUGUCUGUUCUGAUGCUUUAGAUUAUAAACAAUAACAAUUAUUUGACUUUUUUUUCCUAUAGUAACACACAAAUAUAGGACUUUGUGCAAGCUAAGCUAAUGAUCAUAUUUCAUUGUAGACUUCCACAACCCUUUUAUGAAAUAAAUGAUAGCUAAAUAAACCCCCAAAAAUACAUUGCAUAAAAAUCUAAUCCUAUGUGAU
Penaeus vannamei (Pacific white shrimp) is the source of this 2893-nucleotide messenger RNA. NCBI's taxonomy places the organism in Eukaryota, Metazoa, Arthropoda, Malacostraca, Decapoda, Penaeidae. The record is from RefSeq and is a predicted model, not a curated record.